Messenger RNA from Eruca vesicaria subsp. sativa (arugula), 189 nucleotides. NCBI's taxonomy places the organism in Eukaryota, Viridiplantae, Streptophyta, Magnoliopsida, Brassicales, Brassicaceae. The record is from the annotation of a GenBank genome assembly.
AUGUCGGCUCUAACAUGGAACGCUCUGAGAUUCGCGUUUCUUCUGCUGCUUUUUCACGUUGGCUUCCCCAUUGUACUCGCAUCUUCUCUCUUUGUCCUCCUCAAUUGGUUUCUUGCUCAGUCAGGGUUAGUACCAGUUGAGACACAAAUGCAGGAGUUGAACUUGGCACCUACUGAUAAAAGCAAUUAA